UGAGACCAGAUCGCCACCGCCGAGCGCCGGCUGGCCCGGGGGUUAGUCACCGAGCCAAGGCGGCCCGGCAGGCAUCCCUCGGCUCCCCUUGACCUGCUGCCGAGCUGCGCGGAGCGCGCGAAGAUGGCGGGGCAGCGGCUAGGCGCGGGGCCGCUCUGGGCGCUGGGCGGCGCCGCCCUGGGGGUUUGCCUCGCGGGGGUCGCCGGGCAGCUGGUGGAGCCCAGCACGGCCCCACCCAAGCCCAAGCCGCCCCCGCUGACCAAGGAGACGGUGGUGUUCUGGGAUAUGCGCCUGUGGCACGUGGUGGGCAUCUUCUCGCUCUUCGUGUUGUCCAUCAUUAUCACUCUUUGCUGUGUCUUCAACUGCCGCGUGCCACGGACCCGGAAGGAGAUUGAAGCCCGGUACCUACAGCGAAAGGCAGCCAAGAUGUACACGGACAAACUAGAGACUGUGCCACCCCUCAACGAGCUCACAGAAGUCCCUGGAGAUGAUAAGAAGAAGAAGAAGAAGAAGGACAGUGUGGAUACAGUGGCCAUCAAGGUAGAGGAGGAUGAGAAGAAUGAGGCCAAGAAGUAGAAAGAAGAGAAAUGAAGAGAGCUUCCUGGAGGUGGAGGCUGGGGCUAGCUGGCCCUGGGGCUCAUAGUCCUGGCCAGAGUCCAGACAUCUUAGACUCCAAGCUCAUACAUGGACCAUAGAGGUUGCAGAACACCCUCUCCCUGCUCAGAGGGGGUUGCUGAGGCCCAGGACCCUGUCCUAGAGCCUACUGGGGCAAGGAUAUGACUUCACUAGGUGUGCUGCCUCCCAGCCUGGACUCCACUCCUGUCACCCCAUCCAAGUGGCCACUCAGCAGAGGUGGUCUUGGGCCACUGUCCCUCUGUAGAUCCAAAGUGGCCUCUACCCACCCAUACAUGCCUCUGUCCCCUCUUCUGCCAGGCACAGCAGUGGCUAAAGGGGUAAUGGGAUGUGGGUUUCCUUCUGGAAGGGGAUGGCUGACCCGGAUGGGCUAGAUGUGAGGCCACACCAGGCUGGCCAUGAGGAGGGAGAGGGUCACUGGGGGAAGCAGGGGCAGCAGAAGGUUCUCGAACUUAGCUGGAUAGCAGCUCUGGUGGUGAGGGGGCUGCCCCAAGCCUGGCAGGGGUUCUGUCCCAGGGCAGUGAGCAGAGGGAGACCAGAAGCAGAACGCCCAGCAUAGCAGAUCCCGAGCUCUAAGCAAUAGGUACACUUGUCUUACACGCUGUGAUGCAGCUGAGGCUGCUGGAGGGCCUAGCAUGAGGCCCAUGGCUCAGGGCUAGGGGCUGCAGGGGUGCAGAAGGCUGAGGCCAGUGGGCCAGAGAGAGAAGGGCCCCAUCCUGGGAAUCCAGGGAAAAUUUGAGAAGCCAAGGGGAACUUCGGGUUUCUCUGCUGGCCCUUUCUAGGCUCAGCUGUGGUAGCAGGUGUCAGCGCCCCAGGAGAUCACCGCAGGGGGCAGUUAGGGAUUGAGGUAGCAACCAGCCUUCCACGUGCUGAAUAUAACAGCACAGAGCUUCCUCUUCCAUUCUUAACAACGGUGCCUAAAAGCACUGCUAGGCGAAGGCUCAAACUUGACCUGGGGACUGAAUCCUUGGGGAGGGGAGAUGCAGAGAAGGGUUUCUAGAUGGCAGCGAACAUCAACUGAGGUACUCAGACCUGGGCCUGGAGACUAAGGAGACACCAGAGAUUUCCGAGCCAGGGGGAGCUGCUGGCAAAGCCGACACUGCCUCUGCAGCCUGCAGAGAUUUGUAAAUAAAGCUGAGUGCCUUCUCAUACCCUAGUGACCUGAGAUGACCCCUCAGGAUGCCCCAUCCCUGGAGCAUUUACGUGGAGGGUGAUGCAGUGAUCGAUGAUAGGUGGUGUAGGCCAGGCUGACGUUCCCUCUCCUGACUUUUCUCCCAGCCUGAAUUCAGAUGAGCUGGAGGGAGAGGUGGUGGCCAAGAGGCAGAGGGUCAGCUACAGCCAGUGGGGCCUAGCCCUGAGGCAGGGCAGCAGGACCAGGGAGGAAGCUGCCUGCUCUCCACUUGCCUCUGCUCCACACCCUGGGUUUCAAUAAGUGGGUGCUUGGGACACAGAGGAGUCAAACCUGGAUUCUGAUCUGGACCUGGACCAUUAUUACACAAGAAGAGGGAACCAGGCUGGCAUGGGGGAAGGAGCAUGGGGUCUUACAGCCAUGAGGGAGCAGAGAGAUUACAGAAGGCCCUGCUGUGGAAGCUGAGUACUCACUGCGCCACCAAGUGGGAACCCUGACUCUGCCCUUGGGCUCCAGCCUAUGGGCUUCUCAUACAUAUGGCUGUGGCAAAGAUCAUUCUACUCAUACAAGCCAGAGCCCUCCUGUUGGCUGGGCAGCAGAAGCCCAGAGGAGCAGGAGCCACUAUAAGUCAGAGAAGCAGCUGGUAAUGCCUGGGGUAAGUCCAGGCCCGGGUUACAUCUGCCCUGCCAGCUGCCUCCCUGACCUCUGACCUGGGCCUCCACUAGCCCUUUAUGGACAGGCAUGUCUGAUGAUGGUGGGGAUAAUAUCUGAUCCCAGUGGGCAUCUGCCCCAGUCUCCAGACAGGGGACAGGGCUGGAAGGUCAAAGUCCACUACAGUGCUUCAGGGCAAAAACAGGGUAUGUUCUAGCCACCAGCCAGAAGAUGGGCCAAAGUCAAGGAGAACACACUUACCUCCCCAGCCCAGACAGAGCUGCACCCUUAUUCCCAGCCUCACAUUGUGUCCUGGCAGCUCCAGCUUCAGCCUGACUCUCCAUCAUCUGACCCCAGUAUCUAGGCCCUCCAUCAUCGGACCCCAAUAUCAUCCCUACACACUCCCUCCACCUUCUGUGGUAGCCACCCUGAACCUUUGGAUGGAGGCGGAUCCUGGGGCUCUGUACUUUUCAGGAUAAACUGCC
This is a messenger RNA of Delphinapterus leucas (beluga whale), 2898 nucleotides long. The record is from RefSeq and is a predicted model, not a curated record. Lineage: Eukaryota; Metazoa; Chordata; Mammalia; Artiodactyla; Monodontidae.